Messenger RNA from Centropristis striata (black sea bass), 1454 nucleotides. RefSeq names its product tumor necrosis factor, alpha-induced protein 8-like 3 (gene tnfaip8l3). The transcript has 2 exons. The record is from RefSeq and is a predicted model, not a curated record. Gene Ontology annotation, cellular component: cytoplasm. NCBI's taxonomy places the organism in Eukaryota, Metazoa, Chordata, Actinopteri, Perciformes, Serranidae. Gene Ontology annotation, biological process: regulation of apoptotic process. The coding region runs from base 277 to 897 and encodes 206 amino acids.
GAGAGGAGAGCAAAAAGGAAAAGAGAGAGCAAAAAACUAAAAGGAGGACAGCUCAGCAAAUCAGCCCAGUAGCAUUCCUCUCACAGCUGCAGUGAUCCAGGCUGGGAGGGGAAGUUUAGCUCACCAGGAGAAGAAAAAAAACACACCAGAAAUUGCAUUUUUAGUUUGUUUUUUUUUCUUGGUAAAGAAAUCAAAAGACUCCCUCGAGAGGAAAGGGAACAAGAAGAAAAGAGGAAUCAGAGAGCUUCUGCAGCCUCCGAGUGUCCUGCAGGGAAGAUGGAUUCAGACUCCGGAGAGCAGAGUGACGGAGACCUGUCUCCAGGACAGGAGAGUGCACAGGAGAGCUUUAACUCUCGAUCCCUGGCCCUGCAGGCCCAGAAGAAGAUCCUGAGCAAGAUGGCGACCAUGGUGGUGGCCAACAUGCUGACAGACGACACCAGCAGCGAGAUCUUGGACGAGCUCUACAAGACGAGCCGGGAGUUCACCAAGAGCAAGAAGGAGGCCCACAAAAUCAUCAAGGACGUCAUCAAGAUAGCCCUGAAGAUCGGCAUCUUGUACCGCAACCACCAGUUCAGCCCCGACGAGCUCGACACAGUGGAGCGUUUCAAGAAGAAGAUGAACCAGGCGGCCAUGACGGCGGUGUCGUUCUACGAAGUGGAGUACACCUUCGACAGGAAUAUUCUGUCAGAGCUCCUGCUGGAGUGCAGGGACCUGCUUCACACCCUGGUCGAGCAGCACCUGACGGCGCGCUCACAUGCACGCAUCGAUCACGUUUUCAACCAUUUUGCCCACGGGGAGUUCCUGGCCGAGCUGUACGGGGACAGAGAGGAGUACAGACUCUCCCUGAGGAAGAUUUGCAACGGCAUCAACAAACUGCUGGACGAAGGAACGCUUUAACCUCACACACCUGACCUCUUUCACUUCUAGCUCUCUCUCUUCUUGCUCCUUCUCUCGCUGGUCUCUCCUGCCUCCCUCUAUUUCUUUUUCACUCGAUCAACCCUGUCCUUUCCCCCCUUUUUGCUCUUGUCUUCCUGUUUAUUCUUCAUCCAUUUCCACGAAGCCCGCUGUAACAUCCUGCUGCUGUGGUUCAAUGAGGGAAAUUUUUCAGACUGUCUUUCCGAUCAGUGGAUCAUUGCUGCACACUGGGACAGCCUGUAUCAUGUUGUAUGCAUUAUAGCAUUCCAAGUCAUCCCCUCUGUGUGCAAAAGUGUACUGUACCAAUGGCCAAAAAACAUACAUUAGGUAGAGUUGGAUAUGGAAGAUAAUCAGUCGUAGUAAUCAGUCUCUCUCUCUCUUUGUGUGUGUGUGUGUGUGUGUGUGUGUGUGGGUGCACAUGUGUUUGUAUGCUUGAAUAAUAUGUUUGUACAUAAGACCAACUAUGACAUGGUGUGUGUAUUAUGUAUCUGUGUCAAUCUUCUCUACAAGGGUGUAACACUUGUCUUUUAUUAAAGAUU